Messenger RNA from Prosopis cineraria, 1369 nucleotides. Its product is annotated as late embryogenesis abundant protein D-34-like. The record is from RefSeq and is a predicted model, not a curated record. NCBI's taxonomy places the organism in Eukaryota, Viridiplantae, Streptophyta, Magnoliopsida, Fabales, Fabaceae. Bases 80 to 721 code for a protein of 213 amino acids. The transcript is spliced from 3 exons.
CACCCACUUGCAUUCACGAACAAACCAAGUCCAGAAGUUAAUUAAAUUGCCGGUUUUUUGCUUGUAGGUGAUCAGUAUUAUGAGCCAAGAACAGCCACGAAGAGGAGCUGAAGAUGACCAAGAGCCCAUUAAAUAUGGAGAUGUCUUCGUCAAUGUGAAGGGAUCAGAAUUGGCAUCGAAACCCGUAGCACCUAGGGAUGCGGCCAUCAUGCAAUCAGCAGAAGCCCAAGUACUGGGCGCAACCCAAAAAGGUGGCCCUGCAGCUCUCAUGGAAUCCGCCGCCGCAAUCAACGAGCGAGUCGGUCUCGUCUCUCACUACGCCGUCACCAACCUGGCCAGAAACCAAGGCGUUACCAUCUCUGAAACAAAUGAAGGCCGUGGCCGUGUCGUUACCCAAACACUGGGCGGGCAGGUGGUGGGGAAGUAUAUGCAGCCUGUUGACGCUGAGGCAAAGAAGAGGAAUAAUAAUUCAGGGACGGAUGAUGCUGUGAAUGAAUCAGCAGGUGAUGCUGCUUCGGCAUGGAUGCAAGCUCCAGGAUUCAAAGCAAGUAUAGAUGAUGAUUUCAUAAGUGAACAAGGAGACGCCACUCUCAAUCCUCGCUUGGUGCGCAAGGCUGAUGACAAUAAUUUUGUUCCUUCCGAAAAUGUUAUAAGUGGGAUACCUGGCGGCAUGGGAGCUUCCAUGGCUACCGCAGAUCAGAGGGUCAAAAAGAAUAAAUGAGGGUCUGAGUUAUAGUUCCGGUGCUCAAGUAAUCUAGUUUAAACAAAUGCAUGCUCAUUAAUUAGGAGUAGAGAUCGAUCUUCAAUUUGCUCCAGUUUGUUUCUUUUACUUUUUAGUGCGCGCUCUAGAUGUUUGUUAACCUUAACCAUAUGAAUGGAUGGUAACCCAACCGGAUCUGUGAUCCAAAAAAAAAAAAAAAAACAGUUCGAUUCCCAGUAGUCCUUAACGAGAGCCCAAUGAGCCUUUUAAUUAUUUAAGUCUAAACGGGGGCGUCAAUUGGAGGGUUCAAUUUCUUUCGCACAAUAACAUUAGCCCAUUAUCGUGGACAACAAAACUGGAGAGGAAAGCCCACUAUCGUGUACAACAGAACUGGAGAAGAAAGAUUAAAAUAUGCCAAAUUAGUGUGUAGCUUGGUUGCCAUAUCUUAAGACACUAACUUGAAAAUUCAACGUCAUUGCUCAAAACCAUGCAGAAGACGUGGGAAUCGUGUCUCCAUGUCGUGAUGAUUUUGUUCCAGAUUCAGAUUCUAGAUCAUAGCUAGCAGAAAGCAAGUGCAUCGACAUCGAUAAUUAUAUUAUUUCAUACUUGUGUUACAGCUCAUUCUCGUGUGAUAUAUGAUAGUUGACAAGAAAAAAAGGACUGGUGAUU